This is a messenger RNA of Verticillium alfalfae VaMs.102, 843 nucleotides long. Its product is annotated as argininosuccinate lyase. Gene Ontology annotation, molecular function: argininosuccinate lyase activity. Gene Ontology annotation, cellular component: cytosol. The transcript is spliced from 3 exons. The record is from RefSeq and is a predicted model, not a curated record. NCBI's taxonomy places the organism in Eukaryota, Fungi, Ascomycota, Sordariomycetes, Glomerellales, Plectosphaerellaceae. The coding region runs from base 1 to 843 and encodes 280 amino acids.
AUGACAGGCGGCCUCGAUCCCCUCAUGCUCCAGUACAAUGCGAGUAUUCAAUACGACAAGCUCCUGUUCAAGGAAGACAUCCUCGGCAGUAUUGCGUUUGCUCGCGCAAACGCCAAGUCUGGCAUCAUUUCUAAGGACGAAUUCACUGAAAUCGAGCGAGGCCUCCGGGAGGUUCAGAAGGAGUGGGAGGCUGAUGCCUUUGUUAUCAUGCCCAACGAUGAAGAUAUCCAUACCGCCAAUGAGCGCCGGCUUGGUGAGAUUAUUGGCAAGGACAUCGCCGGCAAGCUACACACGGGUCGCAGUCGCAAUGAGCAGGUUGCCUGCGACAUGCGUCUGUGGCUUCGCAACCAGAUCGAGGAGAUUGAGGGCCACCUGAUUGCCUUGAUUGAGCGUGCCAUGCCUGUCCUGUGGUCGCAGCAUCUGUUGUCAUUUGGCUUCUACUUCGCAAACGAUCUGGAGCGGCUGCGCGAGACUUCAAAGCGUGUCAACAGGAGCCCGCUUGGUUGUGGUGCUCUUGCUGGCAAUGGCUUCAACAUUGACCGCGAUAUGAUGGCCGAGGAGCUGGGCUUCGCAGACAUUCUAUGGAACUCCAUGAAUGCUGGUGUACCCUUCCGUGAGACGCACCACAUCUCUGGGCGAUGUGUCGCCACGAGCGAGAAGCUAGGUAUUCCGAUGAACGAGCUCUCGCUGGAGCAGCUUCAGGCUAUUGAUAGCCGAUUUGGGGAGGACGUUGCGCAGACAUUUGACUACGAGCGAAGCGUCGAGAUGAGGUCGGUCAAGGGUGGUACUAGUCGAUCAAGCGUUCUGGAGCAGAUCAAGGUUCUUAAGGCCACGCUGGCGUAG